Molecule: messenger RNA, 2593 nt
Organism: Setaria italica (foxtail millet)
Lineage: Eukaryota; Viridiplantae; Streptophyta; Magnoliopsida; Poales; Poaceae
Product: respiratory burst oxidase homolog protein B
Exons: 6
Coding region: 80-2320 (746 amino acids)
Cellular component (GO): plasma membrane
Molecular function (GO): calcium ion binding; NAD(P)H oxidase H2O2-forming activity; peroxidase activity
Source: RefSeq, a predicted model, not a curated record
GGGCAAGACGAAGGACGAGAGAGGGUAUCGGGACAGAACGCAAAGUGGGUUUUGUUGUUUCUUUGGGGACCGACAGGAAAUGGGAUCAGCAAACAAUGACGAGAACCAACCUUCUCCGGCAGCGGCCGCCACUCACAAAAAACCGGCCGACAAGCCGGACUUUGCCGGCGAGCUGUUUGACGCGCUGAACCGCCGGCGGCCACAGCCCGGCGACGGCAUCACCAAGGACGAGAUGCUCGAGUUCUGGGAACAAAUCUCCAACACCAGCUUCGACAGCCGCCUCCGGACCUUCUUCGACAUGGUGGACAAGAACGCGGACGGCAGGAUCAGUGAAGAUGAGAUCAAGGAGAUAAUCACGCUGAGCGCGACGGAGAACAAGCUGUCCCUGAUCCGGGAGCAGGCGGAGGAGUACGCGCGGCUCAUCAUGGAGGCCCUGGACCAGGACAACCUCGGCUUCAUCGAGCUCCACAACCUGGAGAGUCUGCUCCUGCAGCACUCUGUGAGCGAGCCAUUGGCGCGCCUCGGCACCACCCGAAACCGCCGCAGCCUGAGCCGGUUGCGGAGCAAGGUGCCCGAGACGCCGGAGCCCGACAACCUCCUCCUGCCAUGGCUCCGCCGUACGGCGUACUUCCUGGAGGACAACUGGCGACGCGUGUGGGUGAUGCUGCUGUGGCUCUCCAUCUGCGCGGGGCUCUUCGCCUGGAAGUUCGUCCAGUACCGCCGCCGCUACGUGUUCCAGGUGAUGGGCUACUGCGUGUGCGUCGCCAAGGGCGCCGCCGAGACGCUCAAGCUCAACAUGGCGCUCGUCCUGCUCCCCGUGUGCCGGAACACCAUCACCUGGAUCUUCGACCGCACCGCCGCCGGCCGGGUGGUCCCGCUCGCCGACAGCCUCAACUUCCACAAGGUGGUCGCCGUGGGCAUCACCGCCGGCGCCGCGCUCCACGCCAUCUCCCACCUGACCUGCGACUUUCCCCGUCUCCUCCACGCCACGGACGCCGAGUACGCGCCGUUGGGGCAGUACUUCGGCUUUCCCAGGCCGGACAGCUACUGGUGGUUCGUGAAGGGGACGGAAGGGUGGACGGGGCUGGUGAUGCUGGUGCUGAUGGCGGCGGCGUUCACGCUGGCGACGCCGUGGUUCCGGCGGGGGCUGCUGCUGCGGCGGCUGCCGGGGCCGAUGAAGAGGCUGGCGGGGUUCAACGCGUUCUGGUACACGCACCACUGCUUCGUGGCGGUGUACGCGCUGCUGCUCGUGCACGGCCACUCCCUGUACCUGACCAGGGAGUGGUACAAGAAGUCCACGUGGAUGUACCUGGCGGUGCCCAUGGCGGUGUACGCCGGCGAGCGGCUGACGAGGGCGCUGCGCUCCCGCGUCCGGCCGGCGAAGGUACACGACGCCGACGUGCUCCCCGGGGACGUGCUCUCGCUGAUCUUCACCACGGAGCCGCAUGGGUCCCGGUUCCGGUACAAGAGCGGCCAGUACAUCUUCCUCAACUGCGCCGCCGUGUCGCCGUUCGAAUGGCACCCGUUCUCCAUCACGUCAGCACCGCAGGACGACUACGUGAGCGUGCACAUCCGGGACGAAGGCGACUGGACCCAUAAGCUCAAGGAGAUCUUCUCGGAGGCAAAGAAGAAGAGGCAGAGCGCCCAGCUCCCGGCGGAGAACCACCGCGAUGGCGCCAUGACCAACCUGAGGUGGCCAAAGGUGCGGAUCGACGGCCCCUACGGCGCGCCAGCGCAGGACUACAAGCAGUACGACGUCGUGCUCCUGGUGGGCAUGGGCAUCGGCGCCACGCCCAUGAUCUCCAUCAUCAAGGAUAUCCUCAACAACCUGAAGCAGCUCGACGGCGCCGACGUCGAGGCCGGCACGGGCUCCGGCUCCGGCGCCGCGCCCUCCUCCUCCUUCCGCACGCGCCGGGCCUACUUCUACUGGGUCACCCGGGAGCAGGGCACCUUCGAGUGGUUCCACAAGGUCAUGGACCAGGUGGUCGAGGCCGACGGGGACGGCAUCAUCGAGCUCCAUAACCAUUGCACCACCGUGUACGAGGAAGGUGACGCCCGCUCCGUCCUCAUCAGCAUGCUCCAGUCGAUCAACCAGGCCAAGACCGGCGUCGACGUCGUCUCCGGGACCCGUGUCAGGACCCACUUCGCUCGCCCCAACUGGCCUCAAGUCUACAGCCGCAUCGCCCACAAUCACCGCAACCAGCGCGUCGGGGUGUUCUACUGCGGCAACCAGGUGCUGACAAAGGAGCUGCGCGAACUUGCGCAACAUUUCUCGCGAAACAGCCCUACCAAGUUCGAAUUUCACAAGGAGAUCUUCUAGCGAAUGAUUAGAGUGACUAGUCGUCAACCUGUGCAAAUGCGAAUUUAUAAAAUAUUAUUUCUUCAUUAAAGGGUUAAGAUGUACAAUAAUUUAAUCGUAGUUGGAUUUUAUGUUGAUAAGUUCACACUUGUUAUGGCUCAGGUAACAAAAGGAACUAGUAGAAAACAGAGGGAAACACUGCUCAAAUAUUCACCCUGUGGAUGUGAUAGCAUGUAAGACGUAUUUCGUUUUGAGUUAUGUGAGGCCAAAGGAAAUUAUUAAAUGAAUUUUUUA